Messenger RNA from Paramisgurnus dabryanus, 2373 nucleotides. RefSeq names its product potassium channel tetramerization domain containing 10 (gene kctd10). Gene Ontology annotation, biological process: protein ubiquitination; protein homooligomerization; proteasome-mediated ubiquitin-dependent protein catabolic process. The record is from RefSeq and is a predicted model, not a curated record. Gene Ontology annotation, molecular function: ubiquitin-protein transferase activity; protein binding. Gene Ontology annotation, cellular component: Cul3-RING ubiquitin ligase complex. NCBI's taxonomy places the organism in Eukaryota, Metazoa, Chordata, Actinopteri, Cypriniformes, Cobitidae.
CUGUAUUAGCUCAGCGAGCUGAGCUCGUGCGGCGCGUAACCUUGCAGCCUCGUGCACGAGUCUGGGUUGCAACCGGAAGUGAGCUAAUUCCAGACCAGGAGGCCCGAAAGCAUCGGGGUAUUUCUAUGGAAGAGAUGUCAGGAGAAAGUGUGGUGAGCUCGGCUGUGCCGGCAGCUACAACUCGGACCACCUCUUUUAAGGGGUCCAGUCCUAGCUCCAAGUAUGUGAAGCUGAAUGUUGGGGGGGCACUGUACUACACCACCAUGCAGACCCUGACCAAACAGGACACCAUGCUGAAGGCCAUGUUUAGUGGCCGUAUGGAGGUCCUCACAGAUAGUGAAGGUUGGAUUUUGAUUGACAGGUGUGGGAAGCACUUUGGGACAAUCCUGAACUAUUUGAGAGAUGGGGUCGUCCCCUUACCUGAGAGUCGGAGAGAGACGGAGGAGUUGUUGGCGGAGGCAAAAUAUUACCUGGUACAGGGGCUGGUGGAUGAAUGUCAGGCAGCGUUACAGAACAAAGAUGCAUAUGAACCGUUCUGUAAAGUACCACUGGUGACAUCAUCCAAAGAGGAACAGAGACUUAUUGCUACUGCCAACAAGCCUACAGUUAAACUUCUGUACAAUAGGAGCAACAAUAAGUAUUCCUAUACUAGCAACUCUGAUGACAACAUGUUAAAGAACAUUGAGCUAUUUGACAAGCUGUCCCUGAGGUUUAAUGGCCGGGUGCUCUUCAUCAAGGAUGUGAUUGGUGACGAAAUCUGUUGCUGGUCCUUUUAUGGUCAAGGAAGGAAGAUUGCAGAAGUGUGCUGUACAUCAAUAGUCUACGCUACUGAGAAGAAGCAGACCAAGGUUGAGUUCCCAGAGGCUCGCAUUUAUGAAGAGACCCUCAACAUCCUGCUCUACGAGUCUCAAGAUGGCCGCGGACCCGAUAAUGCACUCCUGGAGGCCACUGGGGGCGCUGCAGGUCGAUCUCACCACAUCGAUGAAGACGAAGAGAGGGAGCGCAUCGAAAGGGUGCGAAGGAUUCACAUCAAACGCCCGGAUGACCGCACUCAUCAUCAUCAGUGACCCUGCUGUUUACCCUCUCUUUAGUGCCUUAACGACCACCAGCGCUUCAAUUACGCCCCUUUAUUUGCACAUGGACACGUCUGUUAAAAGAUUAUACUGUGACGAAUCCGCUUCCUUAUAGAAGGUGAUACUCUAAAUAAGUAGUAUUUAAUACCUUGAUAUGUCACAUAGAAGGUUGAAUAUAGCAUAUAGGGCAGCAUGUUCAAGCCGUUAGCAUGGCAAAAUAUGGGCAUUGAUUUUUAAUGUGUACAACUUAUAAAUGGUUUUACUGCAUUGACAUUCCAUUUUGCCCUAUUUGCUAUUUUUAAAGUGAAUUAUAACGAAUUUGACUAUUAUAACUAUCAUUAAAUUAGAGAUUUGCAUUUAAAGAAUAUUAUCAUAAUUGAAGUGUCAGUCAGUUAUUACUUUUAUUGAGUAUUAUAUGUCCAGUGUAAUGGUGUGCGCGUCAUUUUAACGUGUUCUGUUUAAGUAAAUACUGUAGGGUUCCUGGUGCCUUAUAGGUUAAUACUGUGCUCUUCAUGUGUGAGUUUUGUAGCUUUUGAGUUUAUACCCUAUUGAUUUCUGUUUAUAAGUGUUGGAGCCGAAAUUCGCUGUGCUGUUAUGUCUUAAUUCGAUGUUUUGAUUGAGCGUCAGGACUUUUGCGAAUGUUUGUCGGUCUUUUUGUUCAGUGAAGGAGUAAUUUUGCCUUAUGAGAAUUCAAUGCAGGGACUGAGAAAACCAGACCUCCAUAUCACUGCACUCAAUUAUUUCUCAUCCUUUUCUUCUUGCGCAGAAUGAUUAUUUUUUUAGGUAACCUGCAGAGGAGAGUAUGGGUGAUGGUUUUUUAAAGUAUGUCAUAUGGAUUGUGGUCAGUAGAGGGCAGUAUAGUGAUGAUCAAGAUGAUCAAAACCUUCAUCACAAUCUUCAACGCUUUCAGAUCUUUACACACCAGUUUUAAAUCCCAUCAAGUUAAUUAUGCCUUUGGUUGGUAGGCGAUCACAUACAAGACAUUGAGAUGUAGUAAGGAGUGUUCGGAUGUAUGUGUGUAACUAAUUAAUGGACAUCAAAUACAUAUGGGUGUGUAAUUAGAGACUUGACCAUGUCAGAGGAGCUUCAGAAAGAACAGGAGAACAAACUCCUCCCACUGCAUUGCGUAGUGUCACAGAUAGUUGUGCUCUCUAGUUUUAUUAAAGUUGUAUUAAAAAAUGAAGUCUGAAAUACUGUAGAGAAGUUUGUACAGAUGUGCACAUAAAAAUGUUUUACAUAGAAAUUAUUUAUACACAUGUUAUCGCAAAUAAAGAUUUCUACAAUUUUGUAGGCCAAAGUA